AUGGAUCUCGUAAAAUUGAAAUCAGUCCGAUCGGGGAACAGAAGCGCUGUUACCAGAUUAUUCCGAAGAUUAGAUGAAGCAAAGGAGAAUUCGAAUUUCGAUGAAGAAGAAGUUAUAGCAACACUCGGAAAACUAGUGCAAAAACAAACAUUGUUUGAGGACUUAAACGAACAAAUUUUAAAGUUAACAGAACCGGAAGAUGUGGAAAAUGAGAUAGUGGAUUCAGAUGAAUAUUCAGUGGAUAUGGAAACAAAGAUUCGCCACAUACGUAAGUUCAUAAAAAAUGUCCAAACACCACAGUCCCGUCAUAUUGAUUCACAUACAACAACCCACACUUUAAAUCCAGAAACUGUACCGUUUGUACCAACGCACAACAUAGCCAACCCACACAACGCACAGUCGUUUGAGAACCCGUCUGUACAAGCCAGUCAUACGUUUAACACACAGCAAAGCACAUUUUCGUCAGCUAGUAGUCACCGCCUACCCAAACUUUCGCUUCCAAUAUUCUCAGGCAACAUCUUAGAAUGGCAAACUUUCUGGGACUCAUAUGAGUCGGCCGUACACAUUAACUUGUCACUUACGAAUGUACAAAAAUUCAAUUACUUGAAAGCACAGCUAGAACAUGAAGCACUAGAUUCUAUAGCGGGGUUCGCACUUACAAAUGUAAACUAUGAUGAAGCCGUAAACCUAUUAAAAGAGAGGUUCGGUCAACAGGACAAAAUCAUAAAUGCAUACAUGCAGGCAUUAUUAGAAAUCCCUUCGCCUAGAAAUCAGAUAACAAGCUUACGAAGCUUUUACGAUAAAAUGGAAAGUUACGUCAGGGGAUUAGAAGCUUUAGGUCAGACACAAGAAACAUACGGCACUCUACUUGUUCCAAUUAUUAUGAAGAAAUUACCCGGGGAAGUCAGACAACAUCUCGCGCGAGAACACAGAAUACAAACUUGGGUAUUACGGGACCUCCGUAGGAGCAUUUUAGAUGAGAUUAAUAUAAUGGACGCAGGACAAGAGUUAGAGUCGACAAACCAUUUGCCCACAACAUCGUCUUUCUUUGCCGGAGCGAAAUCGGCAAAGUCCAAAUCUGUCAAGAAUAUUGAGACAAGACCUUGUGUGUUUUGUCAUGAAAUACACGCACCUACCCAGUGCAGUAAAAUAACCGACACAGAAUCCCGUAUGAUAAUAGUCAAACGUGAUAAGUUAUGCUUUAACUGCCUUGGUAAACACAGAAUAAAUGAUUGUAAAUCUAAACACACAUGUAGAAAUUGUAAUAAGAAACACCAUACAAGCUUGUGUAAUUCACGUCCAACAAACAACAUAAAACCAGUGAAUGAGGUAAACCAUAGAAACGGGAGUAGUAACUCAGCAAAUACGAACUUCCACGCGAAUUAUAACCAGAGCAGCAACCCGCCAUCGACAAACGUUCAACUCGUUAAUGAACUUCAUGAUACAGAAGAAGAUACUACCAUUUUGUAUUCUCAAUCGACAGAAUCGCGAUCAAAUGUAUUUUUGAAAACCGCCGUAUCUCAAGUAGGCUCAAAUCAGCACUUUAUCGAUACGAAUAUUCUAUUUGACGAAGGAGCUCAAAGAUCGUUUUUGACGCAGAACUUAGCGAAUAAACUCAAUUUACAGAUAGAAGGAACAGAGAUAAUACAUUUAUCGGCAUUUGGAGGUGAAGAGAAAAACACGAGACACUUAGAAAAGACAACAAUCUAUCUGAAAACCGAUGCCGGACACAUAUUGCCAAUCAAAGUAUUGAUAGUACCGAUGAUCGCCACGCCUUUACAGAAUUACAUACGUAAUAUUGAUACACAGAACGGUUAUUUACGUGGUUUGAAGUUAGCACACACGAUGACACAGCAAGAUUCGUUUGAUAUAUCCUUGCUUGUAGGUGCAGAUCACUAUUGGGACAUUGUAGAAGACCAUAUUGUACGAGGAAACGGUCCGACCGCCGUGAAAUCCAAGAUCGGAUAUUUGCUUUCGGGACCUACAUACAGUAAGAAAACUAACACAUCGAAAACUAGCAUGUUUAAUGUUUUAAUAUCACACAAAGAUGAAGAAUACAAUUUAGAGAGAUUUUGGAAUUUAGAAUCAAUAGAUAUAAAUAGUAAGGAGUUAGACGAAGACGACGAUACCUACAUAACAGCAUAUCAGGACAGAUCAAUUGAAUUCAGAGAAAAUAAGUAUUUCGCUAGGUUACCAUGGAAACAGGACCAUGAUGAAUUGCCUACAAAUUUUGCAGUCACGAAGAGAAGGACAGAAAACGUCAUUAAAAGACAUACCCAAAACCCUGAUAUGUUAAAGAAGUACGGGAACAUUAUACAAGAACAGGAACGAAGGGAGUUCAUAGAGAGAGUGGAUGAAACAGCUGAAACUCAAGGAAUAAUACACUAUAUUCCUCAUCAUCCAGUACAGAAGGAAUCAAGCACUACGCCUAUCCGAAUCGUUUAUGACUGCAGUUGCCGCCAGUCGCCUUAUUCGCCUAGUUUGAAUGACUGCCUCUUGGACACACCGCCGAAACUAAACGACCUGACAAAAAAUCUGAUGAGAUUUAGAGCCAACCCUGUCGCCAUAACAACGGAUAUUGAAAAGGCCUUUUUACAUGUUGGCUUAAACGAAGAUGACCGAGACGCUACACGUUUCUUGUGGCUCAGUAACCCAUCAGACCCUACAAGUAAUCUACAGACUUACAGGUUCAAAUCCGUCCUUUUCGGAGCAACUUGUUCGCCGUUUAUGCUUAACGCCACGAUACUGAAACAUUUACAUCGUUACAACAGUACAACAGCUACAUUGAUGGAAAGAGACUUGUACGUGGACAACAUUCUGACAAGUUUACAGAACGAGGAUGACGCUAAUACGUAUUAUAAGGAAGCGAGAACAAUGAUGAAGGAAGCCGGAUUCAACCUACGAUCGUGGACAUCGAACAGUGAAAAUAUACGCACGCUAGCCGAGACGGAAAAUGUACUAGAUAAGGACAUCAACACAAAAGUACUUGGUAUGUUAUGGAAUAGCAAAUCCGAUGAUCUGAUGUACCAGAAAUGUGAGAUUCAACUACGAGACAUUGUAACAAAAAGGGAGAUUUUGAAACAUUCUUCCAAAAUAUACGAUCCACUUGGAAUACUCAGCCCCGUCACAAUACGAGCAAAGAUGCUCAUACAGGAUCUAUGGAAAAGUAAACUUGAUUGGGAUGAACCAGUUCAGGAAAACUUUAAGGCUACUUGGAUUAAUGUAGCAAGCGACUUAGAGAAAGCGACACAAAUCGUAUUUCCCAGAUAUUAUUUCUCCAGUAAUUCUACUUCGACACAAUUUGAACUACACGUAUUUUGCGAUGCGAGUCCAAAAGCGUAUGGAGCGACUGCAUAUCUGAACAACGGUACCGAAACUACGUUAGUGAUGGCGAAAAGCAGAGUAGCGCCAGUGAAAAACCUAACAUUACCGCAAUUAGAACUUAUGGCCGCAGUUAUUGGAACUAGACUAGCGUCACAUGUAAAAUCGACUUUUGAAUGUAAAAACGUGGUUUUCUGGUCGGAUAGCUGCAUAGUAUUACACUGGAUAAAAUCAUCGAAACCGUUAAAACGAUUUAUUGCAAAUCGAGUGCGAGAAAUUACAGAGUCUACAAAUCAACAUGAAUGGAGAUAUUGUCCUACAGAAUACAAUCCAGCAGAUCUCUUAACACGAGGAAUUGACGCCGAUCAAUACAUCAAUAGUGUCAUUUGGAAAAAAGGACCAAAUUGGUUAACGACUCGAACAAAAUGGCCAGAAUUAACUCCUACAAGUAAAACAGUAUUGACAAUUACAGGAGAAAACGACGACGAGGAAUUUCAAAACAAUGACGUUCAUACUGGCUACUAUGAUGACGAUGGCCUUGUGAGAUGCAAUGGUAGGAUUCACAAUGCACCGAUUCCAGAGAAUACUAAAUUUCCAUAUCUUAUACCUGCAAAUCAACCACUUACCAAACUGAUAGUGAUAGACGCACACGAACGUUCACUCCAUUCUGGACUAAAUGCUACGCUAACUUAUGUACGACAAUCGUAUUGGGUACCGACACUCCGACAAUUUGUUAAGAAGUUAUUAAACAAAUGUGUAACUUGCCGCAAAGUUAUGGGAAAAUCUUACAACAAACCGGAUCCGCCACCCCUACCGAAAAUAAGAGUACAGGAAGCUUCGCCAUUUACCGUCACAGGAGUCGAUUAUACAGGUGCUUUAUACGUAAAGGACUCAGAAAGAACUUUAAAGAAAGCGUAUAUAUGUUUAUUUACAUGCGCAUCGACAAGAGCAGUUCACCUAGAAGUAGUUCCAAACUUGAGCGAACAUUCAUUUAUUCAGGCAUUUCGGCGCUUUGUUAGCCGUAAAUCUUUGCCUAAAAUUCUAGUAUCUGACAAUGCAACUACAUUCAUUGCAGGAUCUGCAGAAAUAAAAAGAUUAUGUGAAUCGGAUAUAGUAAAAAAUACUUUAUCAACACACGGUGUCGAGUGGAGAUUUAUAUUGCUCUGA
This is a messenger RNA of Mytilus trossulus (common blue mussel), 4488 nucleotides long. RefSeq lists its product as uncharacterized. Gene Ontology annotation, biological process: DNA integration. The record is from RefSeq and is a predicted model, not a curated record. The transcript is spliced from 2 exons. NCBI's taxonomy places the organism in Eukaryota, Metazoa, Mollusca, Bivalvia, Mytilida, Mytilidae. The coding region runs from base 1 to 4488 and encodes 1495 amino acids. Gene Ontology annotation, molecular function: nucleic acid binding.